This is a messenger RNA of Paramormyrops kingsleyae, 14298 nucleotides long. The record is from RefSeq and is a predicted model, not a curated record. Lineage: Eukaryota; Metazoa; Chordata; Actinopteri; Osteoglossiformes; Mormyridae.
AUGAAUUUCACUGACCGCAGCGUGGCGCUGCACCGCUUCCAGCGAGAACUCGAGCGCUAUCAGGUGUUUCUUAAGUCUCCGGAAAUGAAACAAGCGUCCAUUAGCACGGGACGCAUCGGCCCGCGCGCGAUAAGACGGGUCAUUAGUCGGCCCGAAAGAGAGAGAGAAGAGCAGCAGCAUCCCAGUGCUGUAAGCACCAGUAUCCAACCCGGCUUCGCUAGGAGCUGGACAGGCCGGCCGGGAAAGUGCACCACAAUGUGGCAAGCACUACUUAACCUCCUUUUCCUAUUAAUUUCGUGUUCUCUUCGGUGCCAUUCUCAAGGAUGUGAGUCGGGACAGUUCCGCUGCGGGACCGGCAGGUGCGUCCCGCUGGGGUGGCGCUGCGACGGCAUCGCGGACUGCGCGGACGACUCAGACGAAGCCAGCUGUCCUCGGCUGAGCUGCGACGACGGGCAGUUCCAGUGUGUCAGCGAUGGUGAGUGCAUUCCACAGUCGUGGGUGUGCGAUGACGAGGAGGACUGCGAUGAUGGCUCCGACGAAAGGCAGCAUUGCCCCGGGCGGACUUGUUCCAGCGAGCAGUACACCUGCCCCAGCGGAGGCUGCAUCCCCCGGGAAUACAGGUGCGACCGGCUGCCCGACUGCUCAGAUGGAGCCGAUGAGACAGGCUGCCAAUACCCAGCAUGUGCGGAGAUGAGUUGCGACAACGGAGCGUGCUACAACCGCACGCAGCGCUGUGACCACGUGCUCAACUGCCGGGACGGAUCUGACGAGGCCAACUGCACUCAGCGCUGCAGCAGCAGCCAGUUCCAGUGCGGCAAUCGGGAGUGCAUCCCGCAUGGGUACAUCUGUGACCAUGACGAUGACUGCGGCGACAGGAGCGACGAGCAGAAUUGCACCUAUCCUACCUGCCGGGGAGACUACUUCACCUGUCCAAGCGGCCGCUGUAUUCAUCAGAUCUGGCUAUGCGACGGAGAGGAUGACUGCGAGGACAAUGCAGACGAGAGGGGAUGUGAUGCGGUCCAGCGGGAGUGUUACCCGGGAGAGUGGCCCUGUCCAAACUCGGGGGUGUGUAUCCCCCUGGAGCGUCUCUGCGACGGGAACCCCCAGUGCCCCGGAGGAGAGGACGAGACCAACGUUACCGCUGGACGCAACUGCAGUAUCUGGAAGUGUACCUCCCUUAGCUGUGAGCAUCACUGCCAUGCCUCCCCUGAUGGAGGAACGUGUUACUGUCCACCGGGCUACGUGAUCAACAACAACAACAGCCGCUCCUGCAUCGAUUUCGACGACUGUCAGAUGUGGGGUGUCUGUGACCAGCUCUGCGAGGAUCGUGUCGGCACCCACCGCUGCAGCUGCCUCGAUGGCUACGUGCUGGAACAGCACCGGCACUGCAGGGCUAACACUUCAUCGGGUCAGCCUUGGCUCGUCUUCUCCAAUGGACGGGAUCUGCUAAUCGGCGACAUCCACGGACAUGGUUUCCGCAGACUGGUGCAGUCCCAGGACCGAGGCAUAGCUGUCGGGGUGGACUUCCAUUACCAUCUGAACCGGAUCUUCUGGACUGAUACCAUUCAGAACAAGGUGUUUUCGGUGGAUAUGGAUGGUUCCAACAUGCAAGUGGUUUUGAACGUAUCCGUUGACUACCCUGAAAACUUGGCGGUGGACUGGGUCAACAACAAACUGUAUGUGGUAGAGGGCAGCGUCAAUAGAAUCGACAUGGUGGACUUGGACGGGAACAACCGCGUGACGCUGAUCGCAGAGAACCUGGGGAAUCCAAGAGGCCUAGCGGUGGACCCGACGGUGGGAUUUUUGUUCUUCUCUGACUGGGAUGCGGUAAAUGGGGAACCUGGACUGGAGAGAGCCUACAUGGAUGGGACCAACCGCUAUGGGAUCAUCAAGACCAAACUAGGGUGGCCAGCCGGCAUCACGCUGGAUAUCGAAGCAAAAAGGCUUUACUGGGUUGACAGUCGCUAUGACUACAUAGAAACCACAACCUACGAUGGACUGCACAGGAAAACAGUGGUACAUGGAGGGUCAGUGAUCCCACACCCAUUUGGAAUCAGCUUGUUUGAGCACAAUGUGUAUUUUACCGACUGGACCAAGAUGGCCGUCAUGAAAGCUAACAAGUUCAGCGAUAGCAACCCACAGGUGAUCUACCACACAGCGAUGAAUCCAUACGGGGUGGCUGUGGUCCACUCUCUCAGACAGCCAUACGUACGGAACCCAUGCAGUGCGAACAUGGGUGGCUGUGAGCACAUCUGCGUCCUGAGCCACAGGACAGACAACGGUGGCCUGGGCUACCGCUGCAAAUGCCGCUUGGGAUAUGACCUACAUGCAGAUGGCAAGCGCUGCGUGGCCGUGAGACAGUUCCUGCUGUUCUCCUGCCAGUUGGCCGUCAGGGGCAUCCCCUUCAACCUCUCGUCCCAGGAGGACAUCAUCCUGCCCAUCACAGGCACACCCUCCUAUUUUGUUGGCGUCGAUUUCAGCGCAGAAGAAGACACCAUCUUCUUCUCUGACACAGCCAAAGACAUCAUCUAUAAGCAGAAAGUGGAUGGAAGUGGCAGGGAGGUGCUCGCUGCCAAUCGAGUGGAAGGCGUGGAGGACCUGGCCUACGACUGGAUAUCUAAGAACCUCUACUGGACUGACCCACGCUACAGGAGCAUCUCGGUGAUGAAGGUUGCUGACAGGUCCAGACGCGCCAUAGUGAGAAACUUGAACAACCCCAGGUCCAUUGUGGUGCACCCUGGAAUUGGGUACAUAUUCUGGACUGACUGGUAUCGUCCUGCCAAGAUCAUGAGGGCCUGGUGUGACGGGUCACAUGCGCAGUCCAUUGUGAAUACCACUCUGGGCUGGCCCAAUGGCCUGGCCAUUGACUGGAGUUCCCUGCGCCUCUACUGGGUGGAUGCCUACUUUGAUAAGAUUGAGCACAGCACCUUCGACGGGACAAACAGAUUGACCCUUGACCGCAUCACGCAGAUGUCCCAUCCUUUUGGCCUGACCAUCUUUGGAGAUUAUGCGUAUUACACUGAUUGGAGGCUGGGUGCCAUUGUACGUGUUCGGAAAACCGAUGGUGGCGAGAUGGUCAUCAUCAGGCGUGGGAUCAGCCACAUCAUGCACGUCAAGUCUUUCAACGCCAACUCCCAGACAGGUACUAACUAUUGUAACAGAGCAGCUAAUCCCAAUGGAGACUGCAGCCACUUUUGUUUCCCGGUGCCCAACUUCCAGCGGGUGUGUGGCUGCCCGUAUGGCAUGAAGUUGGCUCCAAACCAGCAGACCUGUGUGGAGGACCCCUCCAACGAGCCCCCCACCCUGCAGUGUGGAACCAACUCCUUCUCCUGCGCCAAUGGAAAGUGUGUUUCUCAGCACUACCAAUGUGAUGGCAUGGACGAUUGCCAUGACAACAGCGAUGAAGUCAAUUGCGGGGCCUACAAUGCAACCUGCUCUCCGACUGCAUUCACCUGUGCCAACCGGCGUUGCGUGCCCAUGAAUUGGCGCUGCGACGGGCACAAUGACUGCUUCGACAACAGUGACGAGCACAGCUGCCCCACUCGGGGUACCUCUACCUGCCAAGCCAAUCAGUACACUUGCGCCAACCAGCGUUGCAUCCCUGUCACCUGGCUGUGUGACACAGACAAUGACUGUGGGGACGGCUCUGAUGAAAUUGACUGCCACUUCUCUGGAACAUGCCGGCCUGGUCAGUUCCAGUGCCCAGACCACCGCUGCAUUGACCCAUACUAUGUGUGUGAUGGAGACAGGGACUGCGUGGAUGGAGCCGACGAACAGGGCUGUAUUUACAACUGCACUUCCUAUGAGUUUAAGUGCGCCAAUGGACACCAGUGUGUGAACUCCUACUACCGCUGUGACGGGGUUUUCGACUGCAGCGACCGGUCAGAUGAAGCUGGCUGUCCCACCAGGAUGCCCGGCAUGUGUCACCAUGACAGCGAGUUCCAGUGCCAGUCGGAUGGUAGCUGCAUCCCGGCAGCGUGGGAAUGCGACGGGCACCCAGAUUGCGAGGAUGGCUCGGAUGAGCAUCAUGCUUGCCUGCCACGCACCUGCCCCUCCUCGAACUUCCGCUGCGACAACGGCAAUUGCGUACCACUGCGUUGGGUCUGUGACGGAGACAACGACUGCCGCGACCUGAGUGACGAGCGUGACUGCCCCACACCUCCCUUCCGUUGCCCCAGCUGGCAGUGGCAGUGUCCUGGGCACAGCGUGUGCGUUGACCUGAGCAAGGUGUGUGACAAUACCCCUGACUGCCCCAAUGGAGCUGACGAAUCGCCCCUCUGCAAUGAGCCUUUGCCAGACCAAGAAAGCUGCUCGGACAACAAUGCCGGUUGCACCCAUGGUUGCAUCCAAGGUCCUUUUGGGGCGCAGUGCACGUGCCCCUUGGGCUACCUAUUGACCAACGAUUCUAAGACCUGCGAGGAUGUCGACGAGUGCAAUCCCCCGGGACUCUGCAGCCAGCACUGCUACAAUGAGCGAGGCUCCUUCCGCUGCCACUGUACAGACGGCUAUACGCUGGAAGCGGACCAGCGAACAUGCAAGGUCUCAGGUCCGAGGGAGGCGCUGCUGCUGGUGGCUAGCCGCAAUCAGAUCGUGUCAGACGACAUCACGGCACAACCCAACGUGGUGCGAUCGCUAGUGCGCGACGGACGCAACAUUGUGGCCUUGGACUUCGACUCGGCCACGGACCGCGUGUACUGGUCCGACACCACACAGGACCGCAUCUGGAGCAUGCAUAAAAAUGGCUCAGACAGGACCGUUAUAUUUGACAGUGGCGUGACGGUGACUGAGAGCCUCGCUGUGGACUGGGUCGGACGGAACCUCUACUGGACCGACUAUGUCCUGGAGACGAUCGAGGUGUCCAAACUAGAUGGCAGCCACAGAACCGUCCUAAUCAGUGACAACGUUACCAACCCCAGAGGCCUAGUGUUGGAUCCGCGGGAUGAUGCACACCUCAUGUUCUGGACUGACUGGGGGAGGAAUCCGCGGAUCGAACGAGCCAGCAUGGACGGCAAAAACAGGAUUGUCAUCAUCAGCGACAAACUCUACUGGCCCAAUGGCUUGACAAUAGACUAUCCUACCAAGCUGCUCUACUUCGCUGAUGCGUACUUGGACUUCAUCGAUUACUGCGAUUAUGACGGGAGCAACAGGAAGCAGGUCUUAGCCAGUGACCUGGUGCUGCAGCAUCCACAUGCAAUAACCAUUUUUGAGGAUUUUGUGUACUGGACUGACCGCUACAUCAACCGUGUGAUCCGGGCCAACAAGUGGCACGGCGAGAACCAGACGGUUCUGAUGUACAACCUGCCGCAGCCCAUGGGGCUGGUGGCUGUGCACCCGGCUCGGCAGCCCCCAGGUGUCAACCGCUGUUCCUUUAACCCCUGUACCCACAUCUGCUUGCUGUCAGCCAUCGGCCCCCGGUUUUACUCCUGCGCCUGCCCCUCUGGCUGGAACCUGGCCACGGAUCAGAUCUCCUGUGUGAGAGUUACAGACCCUUUUCUGGUGGUAGUCAGAGACAGCAUCAUUUACGGCAUGUCCCUGAAUGAGAGUGACAAGAGUAACGACGCGAUGGUCCCCAUUGCCGGGCUGCAGAAUGGCUAUGACGUGGACUUCGACGACUCUGAGCAGAUGAUCUACUGGGUGGAACACCCGGGGGAAAUCCACCGCGUGAAAGCAGAUGGGACCAACAGGACGGAAUUCGCUCCUGCCGCCAUCCUGGGCUCCCCAGUGGGCCUCGCAUUGGACUGGAUGUCACAGAACCUGUAUUAUACCAACCCAGCCUCACAGUCCAUUGAGGUUCUGAAGCUGAAAGGAGAGGUGCAAUAUCGGAAGACCAUCAUCACCAACAAUGGCUCACCUACGGGGGCUGGUACCCCUGUUGGCAUCGCCGUGGACCCGGCACGUGGGAGGAUGUACUGGACCGAUCAAGGGACAGAGGGCGGAGUCCCAGCCAAGGUGGCGGCUGCAGACAUGGACGGCUCCAACGCCGUCACCCUCUUCACCAACAACAUGGACCACAUUGAGUUCAUAACGAUCGACGUACGGGAAAACAAGCUGUACUGGGCCGUCACGGGAACCGGAAUGAUCGAGCGAGGCGACUCAGAUGGUACCAACCGGAUCGCCGUCGUGACCGGCCUGUCCCACCCGUGGGGGGUGGCGGUGCACGGGGGCUUCCUGUUCUUCACCGACAGGGACUUCGAGGUGAUCGAGCGCGUGGACAAAGCCACCGGCACCAAUCGGGUGGUGCUUCGGGACAACGUGUCUGGACUCAGGGUUCUCAAGGUGCACUACAGAGAGACCUCCGCAGGCACCUCCAAUGGCUGCAGUGACAACAUGGGCGCGUGCCAGCACCUGUGUCUGCCACGCCCAGGCAAUCUGUACACCUGUGCCUGUGCCACGGGCUUCAAGCUCAACCCUGACAGCAGGACCUGCUCACCCUACCAGUCCUACGUGGUCAUCUCCAUGCUCUCCGCUCUCAAGGGCUUCAGUCUGGAGGGGGCCGACCACUCCGAGGCCAUGGUCCCCGUAGCAGGGAGAGGUCGCAAUGCCCUGCACGUAGAUGUCCACAUGCCCUCGGGCUUCCUCUACUGGUGCGACUUCAGCAGCACUGUGGCGUCACAGAACGCGAUCCGCCGGAUCAAGCCCGACGGCUCGGGGUUCCGUAGCAUAGUCACCUCUGGCAUCGGCCGGAACGGCAUCCGAGGCAUCGCGGUGGACUGGGCUGCAGGGAACCUCUAUUUCACGAAUGCCUUCUUAACGGAGACCUACGUGGAGGUCAUUCGUCUGAACACCACCUUCCGGCGAGUGCUCCUGAAGACCACCGUCGACAUGCCCCGCCACAUUGUGGUAGACCCCAAGAGCAGAUACCUCUUCUGGGCAGACUAUGGACAGAACCCCAAGAUCGAGCGGUCUUUCUUGGACGGGACAAACAGGACUGUCCUGGUCUCCUCUGGGAUCAUCACUCCACGAGGUCUUGCCCUGGACUACCAGAACGGAUACAUCUACUGGGUGGAUGACUCCCUGGACAUGAUCGCCAGGGUACGCCCCGAGGGUGGAGAACCAGAGAUGGUGCGGUAUGGGAGCCGGUACCCCACCCCUUAUGGCAUCACCGUCUUUGAGAAUAGCAUCAUCUGGGUGGACAGGAACCUCAAGAAAGUCUUCCAGGCCAGCAAAGAGCCGGGUAACAAUGAGCUUCCAGCUGUCAUCAGGGAUAAUAUUAACAUGCUGAGGGAUGUGACCAUCUUUGACCAGCGCACCCAGCCUCACACGGCCCAGGAGCUCAACAACAACCCGUGUCUGGUGGCCAACGGCGGCUGUGCCCACCUCUGCUUCGCCAUCCCCGGAAGCCAGACCAGGAGGUGCGCCUGUGCCUUCGGGAGCCUGGCGCGCGACAACGCCACCUGCGUGGUGUCUAGAGACGACUACCUCAUUUACACCACAGAGAGCACAGUGCGCAGCCUUCGCCUGGACCCUGACGACCACUCUUUGCCUUUCCCCGUGGUCAACGUGCUCCGAACCUCAGUGGCCCUGGACUUUGACCGCACGGACAAUCGGAUCUACUUCUCACAGAGUUCUGGGGCGGGAAUCAGCAAGAUAAGCUACAUCAGCCUUUCAUCUCCCACCACCACCCCUACGAUAGUGGCCUCGGAUCUGGGCUCUCCAGACGGUUUGGCCUACGACUGGAUCCAUAAGAGGAUUUACUACAGCGACUACGUCAACCAGACCAUCAGCUCCAUGGCUAUCGACGGGUCCCAGCGUACUAUUAUUGCUCGGGUUCCCAGACCACGGGCCAUAAUGUUGGACCCCUGUCGGGGGUACAUGUACUGGACGGACUGGGGGACCAAUGCAAAAAUCGAACGGGCCACUCUAGGGGGAAACUUCAGGACCGACAUCGUGAACACCAGCCUGGUGUGGCCCAACGGGCUCACUUUAGAUUACGAGGAGCAGAGGCUGUACUGGGCGGAUGCCAGCUUGCAGAAGAUCGAGAGGUCCACGCCGACGGGCGCCAACCGCGAGGUGAUCGUGGGCACGGCCGUCUACCCGUUCGCCAUGACCCUGUAUGGCCAGCAUAUCUACUGGACGGACUGGAACACGCGCAGUAUCUACCGUGCUAACAAGCACGAUGGCUCGGACCAGCGUGUGAUGGUCCAGAACCUUCCAUCUCGCCCUAUGGACAUCCACGUACUGGCCAGUAACAAGCAGCAGCAGUGUGGCAGCCCCUGCGAGCAGUUCAAUGGCGGCUGCAGCCAUAUCUGCACCCCUGGACCCCAGGGCGCGGAAUGUGGCUGCCCCUCCGAGGGCCGCUGGUACUUGGCUGACAACAAGUACUGUAUCCAUGACAAUGGCACCCGCUGCCAGCCAGGGCAGUUCACCUGCAUGAACGGCCGAUGCAUCCGCGCGCAGUGGAAAUGUGACAAUGACAAUGACUGCGGUGACGGCAGUGACGAGCUGGAGCGAGUCUGUGCCUUCCACACUUGUGAGCCAACUGUGUUCACCUGUGGCAACGGGCGCUGCGUGCCCUAUCACUAUCGCUGCGACCACUACAACGACUGCGGGGACGGGAGCGACGAGGUCGACUGCCUCUUCCGGCCCUGCGACCCCACCAGCGAGUUCACCUGCAACAACGGGCGCUGCAUCGCCAGGCAGUACGUCUGCAAUGGCAUCAACAACUGCUUUGACAACGGCACGUCUGACGAAAGAGGAUGCGCCGAUCGCACCUGCCAGCCGGAACACACCAAGUGCCAGACCACCAAUAUCUGCAUCCCGCGCUCAUACCUUUGUGACGGUGACAACGACUGCGGCGACAUGAGCGACGAAAGCCCCACGCAUUGCGCCACGUCGACCUGCGCCGAGAACGAGUUCCGCUGCUCCAGUGGCCGCUGCAUCCCGGGCCACUGGUACUGUGACGAGGGCACCGACUGCGCCGAUGGCUCCGACGAGCCCCCCACCUGCCGAUCCAUGGUGCGGACAUGCAACGCUGAGCAGUUCCGCUGCGACGACGGCAGGUGCAUCGCCUCCUCCUGGAUCUGCGAUGGCGAUAACGACUGCGGGGACAUGAGUGACGAGGACCAGAGGCACAAUUGCGGUACAGAACUAUAUGUUUACUGGACAGACUGGGGUGAGAGAGCCUUCAUUGGCCGAGUUGGCAUGGACGGGAACAACAAGUCUGCCAUCGUCACCACCAAGAUCGAGUGGCCCAAUGGGAUCACGAUCGAUUACACCAAUGACAUGCUCUACUGGUCAGACGCCCACCUCAACUACAUUGAGUACUCGGACCUGGAGGGCCGCCACCGACACACAGUCUACGAUGGAGUCCUGCCCCACCCAUUCGCCCUGACUGUUUUCGAAGACACUGUCUACUGGACUGACUGGAACACCCGGACUGUGGAGAAGGGGAACAAAUAUGAUGGAUCGGGCCGCACAGCACUGGUGAACACGACGCACAGGCCCUUUGACAUCCAUGUGUGCCACCCCUACCGGCAGCCAACUGUGUCCAACCCCUGUGCGGUGAACAACGGAGGCUGUUCGCACCUGUGCCUGAUCCGGGCCGGAGGCCAGGGCCACACCUGCGAGUGUCCCGACCACUUCCUGACCGUGCAGGUGGGGAACGUGCCCCGCUGCCUGGCCAUGUGUUCCAGCACGCAGUACAGAUGCGUCGACAAUGAGAGAUGCAUCCCAAUUUCGUGGAAGUGUGACGGCCAGCGGGACUGCAGGGACGGCUCAGACGAGCCCUCCACCUGCCCCGCACGCCACUGCCGACUGGGCCAGUUCCAGUGCAAUGACGGCAACUGCACCAGUCAUCACUUUCUGUGCAACGCAGUGCGGGACUGCCACGAUGGCUCAGACGAGGACCCCGUACUGUGUGCAACGCACCAGUGUGAAACAUACCAGUGGCAAUGCGCCAACAAGCGGUGCAUCCCUGAAGCGUGGCAGUGCGACAACGAGAACGACUGCGGCGACGGCUCCGAUGAGGACCCGUCCCACUGCGCCAGCCGCACCUGCCGCCCAGGCCAGUUCAGGUGCCGGAACGGACGGUGUAUCCCCCAGACGUGGAAGUGCGACGUGGACGACGACUGCGGGGACAACUCGGACGAGCCGCAUGACGAAUGCAUGGGCCCAGCAUACCGUUGUGACAACCAUACCGAUUUUGCCUGUCGGACCAACUACCGUUGCGUGCCUCUGUGGGCUGUGUGCAACGGACACGAUGACUGCCGAGACCAGAGCGAUGAGCAGGGCUGUGCGGAGCUGACCUGCAACCCCAGGGGUGAUUUCCGCUGCGACAACCACCACUGCAUUCCCCUGCGCUGGAAAUGCGACGGGGACGACGACUGCGGCGACGGCUCCGACGAGCGAACCUGCAGCCCCCGCUCCUGCACAGAGAGCGAAUUCCGCUGUGACAACUUGCACUGCAUUCCCGGCCGCUGGGUGUGCGACCAUGACAACGACUGCGGGGACAACUCUGACGAGAGGGACUGUGAACUGCGGACAUGUAACCCGGGAUACUUCCAGUGCAACAGCGGCCACUGCAUUGCACAGCACUUCCAAUGCGAUGGUAACGCUGACUGCGUGGACUACUCUGACGAGGCGGCAUGCCCGACCCGGUACCCCAACGGAACGUACUGCCCGCCAUUCCUCUUCGAGUGCAGGAACCACGUGUGCCUGCAGUCCCACUGGAAAUGCGACGGGGAUAACGACUGCGGAGACGGCUCGGACGAGGAGCUCCACACCUGCUUGGAUAUUCCCUGCAACCCCCCAUUCCGUUUCCGCUGUGAUAACAACCGCUGCAUAUACAGCCACGAGCUGUGCAACACUUUGGAUGACUGCGGUGACGGCACCGACGAGAGGCCGGAGCACUGCCAGGCCCCCACCCACGGGCCCUGCUCAGUGGAGGAGUUCAAAUGCAGCAACAGGGACUGCAUUCCGCUGCACUAUGUGUGUGACGACUUCGAUGACUGUGGAGACCAGUCCGAUGAGCUGGGCUGCAACAGGGGCAGCAGCCGCUCCUGCAGCGAAAACCUCUGCGAGCACAACUGCACCAACUUGGCAGAAGGAGGCUUCAUCUGCUCCUGCGGACCUGGAUUCAGGCCCAGCCAGACUGACAGGAACAGCUGCGAGGACGUGAACGAGUGCGAGGUCUUCGGCAGCUGCCCGCAGAACUGCAGGAACUCCAAGGGAGGAUACGAGUGUCUGUGCUCACAGGGCUUCCGCUCCGUCGGGGAGGAGCACGGGGUGCAAUGCGCCGCUGAGGGCAACCCCCCAGCCCUCCUGCUGCCGGACAACGUGCGCAUCCGCCGCUUCAACCUUUCCUCGGAGCAGUUCUCCGACUACGUGGAGAACAGCGAGCACAUCCAGACCCUGGACUACUCGUGGGACCCAGAGGACACCGGUCUCAGUAUCGUUUACUGGACAGUGCUGGGCAGAGGCUCCCAGUUUGGAGCUAUCAAACGUGCCUACAUGCCCACCUUCAUCGACAAUGGCAACAACCCCGUGAAGGAAGUCGACCUCAACCUGAGAUACAUCUCCAAGCCUGACGGCAUCGCAGUCGACUGGAUCGGCGGACACGUCUACUGGACCGACUCGGGGACCAAUAGGAUCGAGGUGGCGAAGCUGGACGGCCGGUACAGGAAGUGGCUGAUCCACACGGAGCUUGACCAGCCUGCUGCGAUCGUGGUCAAUCCAGCACUUGGAAUGAUGUACUGGACAGACUGGGGAAGAAAGCCCAAGAUUGAGUCGGCCUGGAUGGAUGGGCAACACCGGCAGGUCCUGGUGGAGGAGGACUUGGGCUGGCCCACUGGGCUGGCCGUAGACUACGUCAAUGGCGACCGGAUAUACUGGUGCGACUCCAAAGAGAAUACCAUCGAGUCCAUGAAGGCGGACGGCACAGACAGGAAGAUUAUAAUAUCAGGAGACAUCGGUAACCCCUAUAGCCUAGACGUCUUUGAGGGACACAUCUACUGGACGACGAGAGAGCGGGGCGAGGUGUGGAAGAAAAAUAAAUUCGGGAAGGGGGACAAAGUGAAAGUGCUGACGAUCAACCCGUGGCUCACCCAAGUGCGCAUCUACCAAGAGCACAGGCGCAACCUCUCAGUGCCUAACCCAUGCAAGGAUGUCUGCAGUCACCUGUGUUUGCUACGCCCAAGGGGCUACACCUGUGCGUGCCCACAGGGCUCCCUGCCCGUCAGCUUCAACCCCAACGAGUGUGAUGCAGCUAAAGAGGUCCCGGUUUUGUUGCCCGCUCCAUGUCGAUGCAUGAAUGGCGGGACAUGCUACACCGAAGAGGAUGGGCCCCCCAAGUGCAAGUGUUUGUACGGCUAUGCGGGCAGCUACUGUGAGAUGGGGAAGUCCAGUGGGGCACCUUCAGGGAUAGUCGCUGUGCUCCUGGUAAUAAUCGUCAUCUUGAUCACUGGAGGCCUGGCUGUUGGGAUCUUCUUCAACUACAGGCGUACUGGCUCUUUCAUACCCUCCUUGCCCAAACUUCCCAGUCUGAGCAGCUUGGUCAAGUCCAGCGAUGCCGGAAACGGCGUGACAUUCCGCUCCGGCGACGACGUCACCAUGGACCUGGACCCCCCAGCCGUGGGAGUCUCAGUCAUUGACAGAGCCAUGCAACUGGACGAGAACUUCGCAGCGGGAGGGGGCAAGCAGCCUGUCACGUUCGAGAACCCGCUCUACUCCACAGCCGCUAAUACCAUGAGCGACCCCGCCGUGAUCUACGCCACGCAGGUCACCGUUAAUGUGAGUGGGGACCCGGCGAAGAACAAUUAUGAGAACCCGACCUACUGCUUGGAGCAGCCUGCGGCCGUGGUGGAGACUCCAUCUCCCAGCACCGAAUGUGUUCCUGAAUCCAGGUGGAGCUUAUUUAAGAGGAAACUGAAACCUGGCACCACUUUCGAAAAUCCUACAUACUCAGAGAUGCAAGAGGAGCGUGUGGUGGAAAGCGGAGAGGACGGCAGCUCCGAGCCGGUCUCGCCCUUCGGCCCGCCUGCCAAAGCUCCAAAAAAGGACCGACCCAAUGCGUACGCGCCUACGGAGGACACCUUCGGAGACACGGCCACCCUGGUGAAGGAGGACAGUGAUGUGUAAUGUGUUCUGUUCACAAAUGCAGAACUAAGGACACAGUCUCCUUUGCACAGAAUCUAUUUUUAUAUGCAGCCUGUGAACGAAACUAAGAUUGUUUGGAAAAUCGAUGAAAGUUCCUAUUGCCUGCACUGCAGAGGUCUGAGCUGACAAUGCCUGUGUUUCUUAUGCCAAUUCUCAUGUUGAUUUUUUUUUUAUUACAAUGUACUAUAUGUAUAUCUUUGCACUGAACUGGCUGAUAGCAGUUAUAAAUAUGCUGUAUAUUUGUAAAUUUGUGAAAGAUUAUGUCAAUAAUAUUCUCUGGAAAUAACCUAUUUUGGAAUAGAUGAUCUUAUUCAUAGUUACACGUGAACAGGAUGUCACUCUUGACUGAAGUGCAUUGCAUAUAUAAACAUACAGAUAUUAUUUAACGAAGGUCAUACUUCAGACAUGAACAGAUGAAUGCAUGCAUUUCAUCUUGCAUGUUUAUAUACCUCAUUACUGGGCUGAAAACAAGACAAAAAACAAAACAAAGAUAUUUUCAUUGUUAGAUUCUUGAUUCUUAUCAUAGAAAUUUUCUGAGGAUAGAUUAAGGGUGUUCCUGUCAUUUCAUAUUGAACACGCACAGCCAAAUAUUUUAAAGUUCCUUUCUUUACUCUUAUAUGCAAUAUUUUAAAAUGCAAUUAUGUCCAUUUUAGACUCCGUUGAGCAGUACUCUGAAGCCAUUUAAAGCAAUCGUCUUCACAAAAUAAUUCAAGUUAAAGGAUAUUAUUGAACUGUGAUACUCAACUGUAUAUAAACAAUGAACAGAAAAUUAAACAUCCUCUUCAGAUCCGCCAAAAGUAUAGCUGGAGAGCUUGGAUAAAUAAGUAAUAAAAUCUUAGAAAGCUGAACAGGUAACUUUUAUCAUGUAGAAUGAACACGUUUAAUGAUUUCAUUGAAAUGUUACUUAGAACAAUACUUGAACAUUUCAUUUUCCUGUAUGUUCGACUAAGCAAGAGUUUUAUCCCUGUAGUUGCUAUGUGGUCCACAGUGAGCAAUUUAUAUGCUUUACUGUAGCUCAUAUACAGACACAGCCUAUGUAUGUACACUGGAUAUUACAGCCAACCAUGCUGCAAUCAUCGUUUUUGUAUAUUAAUGGUAAGAUUUUGUAUGAAACCUUAAAAUGUCUUUGUAGGUAGAGACCAGGAACUGGAAGACAAAAUUAUGCUGCUGAGAAAAAUCUAAUAAAUUUCUUAUUUUAUCAUAGAA